AUGUGGAAAAAUCAGACACUGAUCACAGAAUUUAUCCUUCUGGGAUUUCCUGUCAAGCGAGAAAUACAGAUAUUCCUCUUUGGGCUCUUUUCCUUGUUCUAUGCUGUCACUCUUCUGGGGAAUGGCAUCAUCCUGGGACUCAUCUGUAUGGAUUCUCACCUCCAUAUUCCCAUGUACUUCUUCCUUUCACAUCUAGCCAUUGUUGACAUGUCCUAUGCUUCAAACACUGUACCAAAGAUGCUUGUAAGUCUACUGAACAAAUUUGGAACCAUAUCUUUUGUUCCCUGUAUAAUGCAGAUGCUUUUAUAUUUGGGCUUUGCCCAUGUGGAGUGUCUUAUCUUGGUGGUGAUGUCUUAUGAUCGUUAUGUGGCAAUCUGCCAUCCUCUCAGAUAUGCUAUAAUCAUGAGCUGGAGAAAAUGUAGUAUUUUGACUCUCAUUUCAUGGGCAUUUGGUUUCUUCCUUGCCCUGAUCCAUGUGGUUCUCUUUCUGAGACUGCCCUUCUGUAGAUCCAGGGAAAUCAACCACUUCUUCUGUCAAAUCUUGUCUUUGCUCAAGCUUGCAUGUGCUGAUAUUAGACUCAACAGCCUUGUUAUCUUUAUAAGUGCUGUGAUCAUCCUAGUUGGACCUCUCAGCUUGGUUCUGAUCUCCUAUAUGCAUAUUCUCUCUGCCAUCCUGAGGAUCCAGUCUAGGGAAGGUCGGAAGAAAGCAUUCUUUACCUGUUCCUCGCACCUCUGUGUAGUUGGGCUUUUCUUUGGUAGUGCCAUCAUAAUGUACAUGACCCCCAAAUCCAAGGAUCCAGAGAAACGACAGAAAAUUCUCUCCCUAUUUUAUAGCCUUAUUAACCCUAUGCUGAAUCCCCUCAUUUAUAGCUUGAAGAAUGCAGAGGUGAAAGCUGCUCUGAAAAGAGUUUUGAGGAAGGAAAAGCAUUUCUAA
Messenger RNA from Antechinus flavipes (yellow-footed antechinus), 933 nucleotides. RefSeq names its product olfactory receptor 2A5-like. The transcript has a single exon. Gene Ontology annotation, biological process: G protein-coupled receptor signaling pathway. The record is from RefSeq and is a predicted model, not a curated record. Lineage: Eukaryota; Metazoa; Chordata; Mammalia; Dasyuromorphia; Dasyuridae. Gene Ontology annotation, cellular component: membrane. Bases 1 to 933 code for a protein of 310 amino acids. Gene Ontology annotation, molecular function: olfactory receptor activity; G protein-coupled receptor activity.